GGCUGCCUCUGCUGUGACGUGAGGCGACACAGUGCUGCUGGAACUUCCUGUUACCUGCGAGGCUGGUUCUCAGAGUUCCUGCCCGCCUCUGCGUGGACGGAAGACAGCAGCCAGGAAGGUGCGGAGAACCCUGGCUGAAGGCUGAGGUCAGACGAGCAGGCCGGGAGGGACAUGCGGAGAUGGAGGGCGGCUGGAGGGGCGCCCGAGCCGCCCUGGUCAUCCUGGCUGCACUAGCAGCUUCUGGAUCCAGCUAUCAAAUCAUAGACGGUCCCAAGAACCUCACGGUCCUGGCGGGCUCAGAGGCCCGCUUCAACUGCACCGUCUCCCAGGGCUGGAGGCUCAUCAUGUGGGCUCUCAACGGCACGGUGGUCCUGAGCCUCACGCCCAGCGAGCCCAUCAUCACCAACGAGCGCUUCACCUCCGCCAGUUACCAAGUGGACGGCAACUUCGUCUCCGAGAUGGUCAUCCACGACGUGCAGCUCAACGACUCCGGACGCAUCCGGUGCAGCCUGCAGAACAGCGACCUGGACGCCACUGCCUUCCUCCAAGUGCAAGUCAUGGGAGACUUGCACAUUCCUGGAGACAGUCUGAGAGUCGUAGAGGAUGAGCCUUGCAAUGUCACUUGUCGCGCUUCCGGCUGGACCCCGCUCCCAGAUAUUUCCUGGGAGGUCGGAGUCCCUGUGAGCCAUUCCAGCUAUUUUUCCACCCCGGAGCCGGGCGACCUACAAAGUGCAGUGAGCAUCCUCACGCUCACGCCGCAGGGCAACGGGACGCUGACCUGCGUGGCCACCAUGAGGAGUGUGCGGGCUGACAAGACUGUGAGUGCGAACCUUACUGUGGUUCCGCCUCCCCUGGGCAGUAUUGAUAAGCCAGGCACGUCCCUGCCUACCUGGGCCAUAGUUCUGCUUGCUGUGUCACUGUCACUGCUUUUGAUCCUGAUCAUUGUUCUGAUUAUAAUAUUCUGCUGCUGUUGUGUCUCCGGGAAAGAAAAAAAAGAAUCCAGUUAUCAAAGUGAAAUAAGGAAAUCCAUACAGGCCAAGACAAACAAAGAAACUUCUGAGCCGAACUUAAAGAGUGGCAAUGAAAACCGUGGAUACAGUUCAGAUGAACCCAGGACUGCAGGCUCUCGUUUUCCUCCAGAGUCCUGGUUGGUGGGGAUCUCUGAAGGCAACAUCCCAGCCGUCAGACUUGUAGGGGCUGCCUCGCGCCCUCCCAGGUCCGGGGAAGUCCAGGUGCCGGAGCCGCGGAGCAGCGGUCACCAUCCUCAGGAUCCGGAUCCGCACUGGCCCCGCUCCGAGAGUCGGCCGCAGCUUUCCGUUCACGCGGCUGGUCCCUGGAAGGUCAGGAACGUGACGCUGGUAUAGGGGAGGCUUCCUCAGGCCUCCACCCUGCACUUGGCUGACGCCCGUCUUCAGCUUUGCCAGCAUCGCCCCUCGAACAGGUGACACGGGAGCCGCGGGGCCCGCUGCUGUAUUGCGAGAGAAGGAAUCGAGAUUCCCAGGUCCCAAAGUCGAAUUUGACUUUUGAAUGUUUCAAGUUUAAGUGAAUUCCGUGAAGUUGCUAAGGAAAAGCUGCAUCACAUGUUUUUCUCAACACUCCGGACUGCUAAUCCAAUGAACAGAGUUUCCAUUCUUCCGGGGCGUUUAGAAGGAUUUUAUCGUCUUAAACCAUACUCAGAUUUUAUUUAUGUGCGCUUAAUAAGGAGGGGCAUUACUGCAUAUCAUCCGUGAGAUAAGAGGCUAAAAAUCGGGUCAAUCAGCGAUCAAUGGGUUAAACAUGAGAAUAAAUUCCAGGGCUGAUAUCCGGGCUCCUCAUAGCCUGCUUCCUUGUCCGGCUUGUUCUCAUCCUCACAAGAAUCACACGUGGAUGACGCCUUUAGGCGAUGGACUUCAGGUUCCACAAACGCCUGGGAGGAGCUGCAGAUGAGCCCUGUGGUGCCUGAUAAGAGCAAACCCUCCGGCUGCUGUCUUGACUUUCUCCACGCAGGUGGCAGUGUAAGAAUUCUGUGCUUUGGCGCCUGCCUUUUCCAGGGAGGGGACCAGGAGACCCUGUGACACGCGAUCCCAUCUUCCUCCCUGUUUGUCUGAGACUCCUGUGCGCCUGCCCCAUCCAAAGCCAGCCGGGAGCUGGUAUUGGGAACGCAAUGGCCGCCUCCUCCCUUUUCACGAAGGGGAUCUCAGUGACCUUCCCCGCCCACCCCACCUCUUCACGCGCAACUUAGCCAGCCUGCGAGGUUGGCCGACUCUGAGCUGGUCCGCGUAGAUUUCUCGCUGGUUAAUAUGUAGUGACCGCCCUGACCACCCCAUGCCAAAUCAUGCCAUUGCCAAAGCUGAAUCUGACUUUUACAAAGUGCCAAGAUUUGAAUGAAUUCCUUCAAGCUGCUGAGGGGGAGGUGCCGAUUCGGGACGAGGCUCUUCCUCCUGCUACGAACCCAGUGAAUGGCAGACAUCUUCCAGCACCGUGACGAGUAAAAUACUCUUAGGAGCUUAGAGCUCAUUCUGCCCCCACCCUGGGACCGCCUCCUAUAAACCAACAGCCAAAGUGAGGGUUACUUCCUGACACAAAGUGGAGCUGUGCUGGUUAUCUGUUCUCAUUGGCUGAUCCCCAUAAAGUAGCCAUUCUGAUUGGUUGGUGCCCAUACAAUAAAAGUUCUGAUUGGGAGAUG
Oryctolagus cuniculus (rabbit) is the source of this 2665-nucleotide messenger RNA. Lineage: Eukaryota; Metazoa; Chordata; Mammalia; Lagomorpha; Leporidae. The record is from RefSeq and is a predicted model, not a curated record.